AUGGCAGAUAACGUGAUCCUGAUCAAAGAGAGCAAGACCUGGGAGGAGGCCUUAUAUUACUGCCAAGAUCACUACCAUGACCUGGUCUCCAUCACCAACCUUGACGAGCAGAGAUGGGUCCAAGAGAGAGCCAAGAUGGCCAACACACCCCACGUCUGGCUGGGACUGCGCUACACCUGCACUCUGGGUUUCUGGUUCUGGAUCAGUGACGAGGCAGUCGAAUACAAGAACUGGGACUCACCCGGACAGACGGAUGAAUGCGACAUGUCUGGAGCCAUGGACCGCGGAGGGCAACAUAAGUGGUUCAAAAAGAUUGACCACGGGGAGUUUAAUUUCAUCUGCUCUAUGGAGUAAAACCCAUCUACUCAUUGGUAGCAGGCGUUUUAUUCAUUUACUCACUUUGUUUGCAGUGGUGUGACACUUAUAUAUGUUCUCUGAAUGGCAUUCUGGGAAAUGCAGGCAUCACAACCUAAGGGGGGAGGGAGAGUGGCUACACUUAAGUCAAUAACGAAGUAUCACAAGAUAACUGAUGAUGUGACCCUGUAAACAGGUUUUUCUCUCUCCUUAUUCUGAUUCAGGAACAUGUUAUUUUCUGAAGUUGACGUUCCAUUGUCUUUCUCUUGAAGUGUGUAUCUU
This is a messenger RNA of Sebastes umbrosus (honeycomb rockfish), 636 nucleotides long. RefSeq names its product asialoglycoprotein receptor 1-like. The coding region runs from base 1 to 354 and encodes 117 amino acids. The record is from RefSeq and is a predicted model, not a curated record. The transcript has a single exon. NCBI's taxonomy places the organism in Eukaryota, Metazoa, Chordata, Actinopteri, Perciformes, Sebastidae.